Molecule: messenger RNA, 3159 nt
Organism: Penicillium taxi
Lineage: Eukaryota; Fungi; Ascomycota; Eurotiomycetes; Eurotiales; Aspergillaceae
Product: Exo-1-3-beta-D-glucanase
Exons: 2
Coding region: 1-3159 (1052 amino acids)
Source: RefSeq, a predicted model, not a curated record
AUGCGUUUCCUUGCCCAGAUCACUGCCCUGCUGGGCUUGACCACCGCCCUGGUUGGCGCUGUUCCAAUGACUCCAGCCUCUAGGGGACUGCAAAUGUCAGACAAACGAGCUUCAUCAAGCUAUUGGUUGGCAAAUGUGGAUCACCAAGGCACAAUCCCUUUUGGAGGCAGCAGUGAUUAUAAAAUCUUUCGAAACGUGAAGGACUACGGUGCUACAGGUGAUGGUUCCACUGAUGAUACUGCUGCCAUCAACAAGGCUAUCUCGUCUGGCGGUCGCUGUGGUAAGGGCUGUGACUCGUCAACCACUACCCCGGCCUUAGUCUACUUCCCCCCUGGUACCUAUGUUGUUUCCAAGCCGAUCGUUCAGUACUAUUACACCCAGAUCGUCGGUGACGCUGUUGAUCUGCCCAUUAUCAAGGCCGCUGCAGCCUUCUCUGGUAUGGCCGUGAUCGAUGCUGACCCCUACGAGGACAACGGUGACAACUGGUACACCAACCAGAACAAUUUCUAUCGCUCUAUCCGUAACUUGGUCAUUGAUUUGACAGCCAUGCCCCAAGGCUCUGGUGCUGGUAUCCAUUGGCAAGUCGGCCAAGCCACUAGCUUGCAGAACAUCCGCUUCGAGAUGAUCAAAGGCGGUGGUACUGCCAACAAGCAGCAGGGUAUUUUCAUGGACAACGGCUCUGGUGGCUUCAUGUCUGAUCUCACUUUCAACGGUGGUAACUACGGAAUGUUCCUUGGUAACCAGCAGUUCACUACUCGUGGUCUCACUUUUAAUGACUGCAACACUGCCAUAUUCAUGAACUGGAAUUGGGCCUGGACCUUCAAGUCCGUAACAAUCAACAACUGUGACGUCGGUCUUAACAUGUCUACUUCUCCGUCCAACCAGACUGUCGGCUCGGUGAUGUUCCUCGACAGCACUCUGACAAACACCCCCAUUGGUAUUGUUACUGCCUGGGACAAGGACAGUAUUCCUGUCGGUGGUGGUACCCUGGUUUUGGAAAAUGUGGACUUCUCUGGCUCGAAGAUCGCUGUGAGUGGCGUUGAUGGCAGUACUAUACUGGCUGGAGGCUCCACCGUGAAGAACUUCGUUCAGGGUAACACUUAUACUCCUUCAGCUAGUCUCAGCAAGCGCGCUCUCCGCGCUGGUGAGACCGACCAGUCCGAUGAGGAUGUCGUUACCGUCGUCCAGACUGUCUUCCAGACUGUCCUGGCUUGCUCGGCCAGUUAUGACUCCGGCUCUCUCGCCACUAACCCCGCCUUGGCCCCUGUGAACAGCCCUGCUUCCAGUAACAUUGCUCUCCCGACAGGUGACGCGCCAGUUCCCCAACAAACCCUUGGAUCGAGCAGCUCGUUUGCGUUCAGCAACACUGUUCUGCCCUCUCUCCCGGGUAGUCCUUCUCGUGGGGCUGCUAUUCCCACACUCUCCGGCCUCCCUGGCUUUGACAACAGCUGGCUCAGCAUGUUUGAGUCAUCUGAUCUGCCAUUUGACUCGACUGUGUUCCCUGACCUUGAUACCUCCGAUGCCGCCACUCCCACUCCCACGCCCGACUAUUCUACUUCUGACGAUGUGGCCUCUGAUGUUCCUGUCACCACUUCUGAUGAUGUCGCUUCUGAAGUUCCCACCAUCACCCCCAACACUUCUGAGUCUGACGUCGUCACCCCUGUUCCCGUUGUGUCCACCCCCAGUGAGAUUCCCGUUGUUGGUACCUCAACCGUCGUCACUUCACAGCCCUCUGUCGUUCCAGGUUCUGCAUCUACUGCACAAUCCGUUGUUGCAUCUACUCCACAAUCUGUUGUUGCAUCUACUGCACAAUCCGUUGUUGCAACUGAUUCCUCGACCGUUGCUUCUUCCCAGGCUUCUAUCGCUUCAAGCUCCGCAUCAAGCUCUGUAUCCAAAGGUAGCAGCACUGGCACUUGCGGUUCUAGCCAAGCUGUUGAGUCUGCCCGUACUCAGAAGGUCAUCUCCUCCUCAUCUAUGCCCAGUAACCUUCUCUCCGGCGGUGCAGUGUUCGAGCGCUCUAAGCCCCUCUAUGAGAAGCUCGCUGCUUCCUCCUUCAUCAGCGUUAAGUCGGGCGGUGCAAAGGGUGACGGUACCACUGAUGACACUGCUGCUCUCCAGAAGAUAUUGGACAGCGCCGGCGCUGACGACGUUGUUUACUUUGACCACGGUGCCUACGUGAUCACCUCCACUCUCAAGAUCCCCAAGGAUAUCAAGAUCACCGGUGAGAUCUGGCCUAUGAUAAUGGCCCAUGGCAGCAAGUUCGCUGAUGAGAACAACCCUAUCCCGGCUGUGCAAGUCGGCCAGAAGGGCGAGACUGGGUCUGUCGAGUUGAGUGACCUUAUCAUUACCACCAAGGGCCCUGCUCCUGGUGCCAUCCUCAUGGAAUGGAAUGUCGCAGGCUCUUCUCAAGGGUCAGCUGGUAUGUGGGACGUCCAUUUCCGUCUCGGAGGAUUCACUGGCUCUGAGAUGCAGAGCGACACCUGCCCCAAGACUCCUACUGUCACAACCACCCCUAAAGACGAGUGCAAGGCUGCUUUCCUGCUCCUGCACAUCACCGAGAAUGGCAGUGCUUACAUCGAAAACUCCUGGCUGUGGACCGCCGACCACGAGCUUGACCUGUCAGAUCACAACCAGAUCAACGUGUUCACCGGCCGUGGUGCACUUAUCGAGUCGAAGGGCCCGGUCUGGCUGUGGGGUACAUCCUCCGAGCACCACCAGCUCUACAACUACCAGGUCUCGAAUGCAAAGAACGUCUUCAUGGGUCUGAUACAGUCCGAGACUCCAUACUACCAGUCCAACCCUAGCGCCUUGACCCCCUUUACCCCACAAAGCGCCUGGAACGACCCCGACUUCUCAACCUGCACCACAGCCUCCUGCCGCAAGUCAUGGGGUCUGCGUGUCCUUGAAUCCUCAGACCUCUUCGUCUAUGGUGCUGGUCUGUACAGUUUCUUUGAAAACUACGCCCAGACAUGUCUCAACUCCGAGGACUGCCAGGAGAACAUGGUCGAAGUCGACUGCUCGGACGUCCAUCUUUACGGUCUUAGCACCAAGGCUGCUGUCAACAUGGUCACUUCCUCUGGCGGUCAAAGCCUUGUACCUCAGAAGCCUAACAAGAGCAACUUCUGUUCUACAAUUGCUCUCUUCGAGCAGACUGUCUAA